CGCGCAUCGUCUCUGCCGGGCGGAGGGUUCAUGACUGACGGCCGCAGAUUGGAGCGUUGGAAGCUGGCGGAGGGUCUCCAAACCGGAAACGCGUCACCGGACAGGUAUAGGGUGGAGGAGGCGGCAAAGGUAGACAACACCCGGAAGUGAAGAAAAGCUGCGCGCGAGAAAAGCUUCAGAAGAGAGAUUUUGCAGAGCCGGACAACAACAAGUGCAUUAUGGGUCUGUGUGACGGCCUCUCCCACUGUAAACUGGCCCUGGCCUUCGCGGUGAUGAUGGACCUCCUGGGAGGAGCUGCUCUGCUGGUGGGGGUCUUCGCCCCGCUGGAGAUCAGGGGGCGGGACUUUGGAGACCUGCUGGUCUACACAGGGGCCCUGCUCGUGGUGAUGUCUCUGGCCGGCUGGGUUCUGUGGUACAGCGGCAACAUCGACGGCCUGACCUCCAGGAAGGAGCUCGGGCACAUCGGCAGCGCCGUGGACCGGCUGGCCCGCAACCUCAGCCGCAAGAUCCGCACCUACAGGGGCCACCUGUGAGCUACCUGUGAGUCACCCACAGGGGCCACCUGUGGGCCCACGGACAGUCUGACCACAUUUCAGUAUUGAUAUGAAAUAUAAACAAGAGUCAAACUACGAGUCAGAAGCAUUUCAGUUACAGUCUGUGGUAUUAUUGUUUUAUUAUUGUUUUUAUAUGGUGUCUCUUGUUGGAGUUCAAUAAAUGCAUUUUUAUACACUAUCUGUUUUUAACCAUAUAAUUGGAUAGAUUUAUACAUUUUAAUGAGUUAACCUGUCAUGUAAAACAUUUAUAAUAUUUAUGUAAA
Messenger RNA from Pseudoliparis swirei, 817 nucleotides. RefSeq names its product transmembrane protein 238a (gene tmem238a). The transcript is spliced from 4 exons. Lineage: Eukaryota; Metazoa; Chordata; Actinopteri; Perciformes; Liparidae. The coding region runs from base 219 to 533 and encodes 104 amino acids. The record is from RefSeq and is a predicted model, not a curated record.